Molecule: messenger RNA, 1616 nt
Organism: Nicrophorus vespilloides
Lineage: Eukaryota; Metazoa; Arthropoda; Insecta; Coleoptera; Silphidae
Product: UDP-glucuronosyltransferase 2B33-like
Exons: 6
Coding region: 1-1599 (532 amino acids)
Molecular function (GO): UDP-glycosyltransferase activity
Source: RefSeq, a predicted model, not a curated record
AUGUUUCGCAUGAAUGACAAGGAGAAGGAAAGUGCAUCUUGUACCCGACGAAAAAGCGGCAAGAAGUUAGCAGUAGGUUUGUUUCUAUUAUUGACGGCGUCUUCUGCGGACGCCGCUCGGAUUCUGGGAGUCUUCCCGACCCCAUCAUACAGCCAUCAAAUAGUAUUCCUUCCUAUCGUAAAGGAAUUAGCAAAAAGAGGACAUGAUGUGGUGGUGAUGACAUCUGAUCCAAUGAAAGAGAACAUCAACAACUUGAAACAAAUAAAUAUCAGUUUUGGAUACGAUUUGAUAAACAAGUAUAACUUCUCAAAGACCAUCAAUGAAAAUAAUAAAAAUCCAUUUAAAUUGAUAAACACAUUCAUGCAGAUGUUAAGUGAAUUUUCAACCACCCUAUUAGAAUAUCCGGAAGUGCAAGCAAUAAUUAACAAUGAAAACGAACAUUUCGAUCUACUGAUGGUUGAAUAUUUGAUACCAACGUUUCUCGCUUUCAAGCACCGUUUCAACUGUUCGAUGAUUGGUUUAACAUCUUUGGAUUCUCCUUACCAUGUGCAUGCAACUGUAGGAAAUCCAGUUCACGCCGUCUUAUAUCCCGAGCUGAAUUUACCGUUCCAAACACAAAAGUUAAGUUUCUUUGAGAGAUUAAUUAGUUUCAUGUAUGUGCAUUUUACAAACUUUUGCUUGUAUAUGGAAAUUAUUCCUGCAGAAGAGAAAACAAUAGCGAAAUAUUUUGGGAACAACUAUCCUCCUUUAUCAGAACUUUUAGAUUCACUCGACAUGCUUUUUAUAAACGUCAAUUACAUUUUACACACUAUAAGACCGUUGACACCAGCCACCGUUGCCAUUGGUCCGUUCAUCCACAUAAAACCACCCAGGAAAUUACCAAAAGAUUUGAAAUUAUUUCUGGAUGAAGCAAAAGAGGGUGUCAUUUACUUUAGCUUGGGCUCAAACGUUAAAAGCAAAGAUAUAGCGCCGGAAACGCGUGACGUUAUUAUGAAAACGUUUGCAAAUCUUCCGUACAAAAUCCUUUGGAAAUUCGAGUCCGAAAGUUUACCUGGAAAACCCGACAACGUUAAACUUCAUAAGUGGGUGCCUCAGCAGGAUGUCUUAAGGCAUAAAAACGUAAAAUUAUUUAUCAGCCAAUGCGGAUUGCAAUCUUCAGAAGAGGGUAUUUACAGUCAAGUGCCUAUUCUCGGUCUACCAUUCUACGCUGAUCAAGUAAACAAUGCAUACAAAUUAGAAUUAAACGGAUUAGGUUUAUCCUUGGAUUACAAAGAAAUGACUAUCAAAAAAUUUACACUUAGCAUCAACGAACUAAUUAAUAAUAUUACGUAUAAAGAAAAAGUUAAGAAGAUUUCAAAUAUACUUAAAGAUGAGCCAAUGUCAGGUUUAGAGAGAGCCGUUUGGUGGACAGAGUACGUUUUGAGGAAUAAAGGAGAGCAACACUUGAAAGGUCCCGCAGUUGAUAUUCCUAUAUAUCAAUAUUACUACUUGGAUAUAAUUACUUUCUUCUCUCUUAUACUAUUUUUACUAAUAUCAGUUAUUUACUUGUCAGUCAGGAAAUGCUUCAAAUUUGUUACAAAAAAGAUUAAGAGUGAUUAAUUUAAUAGUAUAUUUGC